Messenger RNA from Aspergillus ibericus CBS 121593, 510 nucleotides. RefSeq lists its product as uncharacterized. Bases 101 to 424 code for a protein of 107 amino acids. The record is from RefSeq and is a predicted model, not a curated record. The transcript has a single exon. Lineage: Eukaryota; Fungi; Ascomycota; Eurotiomycetes; Eurotiales; Aspergillaceae.
GAGAAAUUAUUCAAAGACACUAGUUACUAGUAGCCCACUAUUUAUUUCCUGAUAACUUGAACGCAUUCUUGAUCAAACUAGCAAUACCUCGGAACCAACUAUGAAGCUCUCCACUACUCUCCUCCACGGCAUCGCCCUCCUUGUGGCCGUCGCAUGGGCAACUCCCAUCCCUGCGCCUGAUGAUGGCUCCAUUCGAAUCCCCGUGAAGGGCGCUCCAGCAAAAAGCGAAGACGGUACAAUCAGGAUCCCGGUCAAGGGCGACCCCGAUAAGCGCGACGAUGGCUCCAUCAGAAUUCCCGUGAAGGGAGAUCCAGCGAAACGAGAGGAUGGUUCCAUUAGAAUUCCUGUGAAAGGAGACCCAGAUAAACGCGACGAUGGCUCUAUCAGGAUCCCCGUUAAAAGCGACCCCUCCAAACUCGACUAGAAAACCACUCAAGGGACUCGCGCGAAAAUAUACAACACAGAUAUAAGUGAGUCCAGCAGCCCUUCCCAAAUCUGAUCAGGAAUACC